Molecule: messenger RNA, 735 nt
Organism: Lachancea meyersii CBS 8951
Lineage: Eukaryota; Fungi; Ascomycota; Saccharomycetes; Saccharomycetales; Saccharomycetaceae
Source: the annotation of a GenBank genome assembly
AUGUCAGAGCUCCCAGUUACAUCUCAAGAUCUCAAUUCUAGGUACUCCAAGCCGGAGCUGCCCACGGUUCUCAAAAGACUGUUCAAAUCGCAUAAAAAUCUUGACUUUGAAUCUGCAGUGUGGGAGAUGGUAAACCUGGUUUUCAGGCCUCGAAAAGCUCACAGAACGUUCUACUAUCAAAGACAGACUCGGAAUCGGUGGUCUCGAGACGAUCCGUCGUUUUUCAUUUUACAGAUCGGACUUUUAUCAGCCAGCUCUCUGGUAUGGUCCAUCGUUUACGGGCAUUCGUUUCUGGGGUCUCUUAAGAUGAUGCUGAACAUGAUAUUGGUGGACUUUUUCGCCUUCGGAUUCACUGUAGCUACGUUGUUUUGGGCGGUUUUGAAUCGCAGUUUUUUCAAAUUCAAAUCGGCACAAAAUGCGAGAGUCGAAUGGGCAUAUUGUUUCGACGUGCAUUGCAAUGCCUUUUUGGUGGUAUGGUGUUUACUGUAUCUGAUGCAGUUUGCGUUGCUCCCAAUUAUCAGAUUGCAUCGCUGGAUCGGUCUUUUCAUUGGUAACACGCUAUAUUGCACCGCUUUUGGGCAGUACUUCGUGCUUUCCUUCUACGGGUAUAGCCAGCUGCCGAUUCUGAAGAACGUCAACUUCAUUCUCCUUCCUACUUUGGUAUUUGCGGGAUUGUAUGUGGUUAGCAUGUUUGGAAUAGAUCUUUCCCAAGCGUUUAGCUUUCACACUUAUUGA